AUGGUCCAGGUGUAUCAUGCUCAGGACCGUAAACCGGACAUCAUGUGGUCAGAAAUCAACGAGGAAUGGACAAUGCAAAACAAGUGGGUGACAGCAAAGUGGAGAGUCGAUCAAAUUGACGAUAAGGAAGAUGGACAAGUUGAUGAGAAGGAAGAUGGACAAGUUGAUGAGGAGGAAGAUGGACAAGUUGAUGAGAAGGAAGAUGGACAAAUUGAUGAGAAGGAAGAUGGACAAGUUGAUGAGAAGGAAGAUGGACAAGUUGAUGAGAAGGAAAAUGGACAAGUUGAUGAGAAGGAAAAUGGACAACUUGAUGAGGAAGAAGAAGGACAAGUUGAUGAGAAGGAAGAUGGACAAGUUGAUGACGAAGAAGAUGGACAAAUUGAUGAGAAGGAAGAUGGACAAGUUGAUGAGGAGGAAGAUGGACAAAUUGAUGAGAAGGAAGAUGGACAAGUUGAUGAGAAGGAAGAUGGACAAGUUGAUGAGAAGGAAAAUGGACAAGUUGAUGAGAAGGAAGAUGGACAAGUUGAUGAGGAAGAAGAUGGACAAAUUGAUGAGAAGGAAGAUGGACAAGUUGAUGAGGAAGAAGAUGGACAAGUUGAUGAGAAGGAAGAUGGACAAGGUGAUGAGAAGGAAGAUGGACAAGGUGAUGAGGAGGAAGAUGGACAAGUUGAUGAGGAGGAAGAUGGACAAGUUGAUGAGGAAGAAGAUGGACAAGUUGAUGAGAAGGAAGAUGGACAAGUUGAUGAGGAGGAAGAUGGACAAGUUGAUGAGGAGGAAGAUGGACAGGUUGAUGAGGAGGAAGAUGGACAAGGUGAUGAGAAGGAAGAUGGACAAGGUGAUGAGGAGGAAGAUGGACAAGUUGAUGAGGAGGAAGAUGGACAAGUUGAUGAGGAAGAAGAUGGACAAGUUGAUGAGAAGGAAGAUGGACAAGUUGAUGAGGAGGAAGACGGACAAGUUGAUGAGAAGGAAGAUGGACAAGUUGAUGAGGAGGAAGAUGGACAGGUUGAUGAGGAGGAAGAUGGACAAGUUUAUGAGAAGGAAGACGGACAAGUUGAUGAGAAGGAAGAUGGACAACUUGAUGAGGAGGACGAUGGACAAGUUGAUGAGAAGGAAAAUGGACAAGUUGAUGAGGAAGAAGAUGGACAAGUUGAUGAGAAGGAAGAUGGACAAGUUGAUGAGGAAGAAGAUGGACAAGUUGAUGAGAAGGAAGAUGGACAAGUUGAUGAGAAGGACAAUGGACAAGUUGAUGAGGAAGAAGAUGGACAAGUUGAUGAGAAAGAAGAUGGACAAGUUGAUGAGAAGGAAGACGGACAAGUUGAUGAGGAGGAAGACGGACAAGUUGAUGAGAAGGAAGAUGGACAAGUUGAUGAGAAGGAAGACGGACAAGUUGAUGAGGAGGAAGAUGGACAAGUUGAUGAGGAGGAAGAUGGACAAGUUGAUGAGAAGGAAGAUGGACAAGUUGAUGAGAAGGACAAUGGACAAGUUGAUGAGGUGGACGAUGGACAAGUUGAUGAGAAGGAAAAUGGACAAGUUGAUGAGGAAGAAGAUGGACAAGUUGAUGAGAAGGAAGAUGGACAAGUUGAUGAGAAGGACAACGGACAAGUUGAUGAGGAAGAAGAUGGACAAGUUGAUGAGAAAGAAGAUGGACAAGUUGAUGAGAAGGAAGACGGACAAGUUGAUGAGGAGGAAGACGGACAAGUUGAUGAGAAGGAAGACGGACAAGUUGAUGAGGAGGAAGAUGGACAAGUUGAUGAGGAGGAAGAUGGACAAGUUGAUGAGAAGGAAGAUGGACAAGUUGAUGAGAAGGAAGAUGGACAAGUUGAUGAGGAGGAAGAUGAACAGGUUGAUGAGGAGGAAGAUGAACAGGUUGAUGAGGAGGAAGAUGAACAGGUUGAUGAGGAGGAAGAUGAACAGGUUGAUGAGGAGGAAGAUGAACAGGUUGAUGAGGAGGAAGAUGAACAAGUUGAUGAGAAGGAAGAUGGACAAGUUGAUGAGAAGGAAGAUGGACAAGUUGAUGAAGAGGAAUAUGGACAAGUUGAUGAGAAGGAAGAUGGACAAGUUGAUGAGGAGGAAUAUGGACAAGUUGAUGAGAAGGAAGAUGGACAAGUUGGACAAAUUUUCAAAUCUAAAUUGUCAUAA
Messenger RNA from Haliotis rufescens (red abalone), 2139 nucleotides. Its product is annotated as S-antigen protein-like. Gene Ontology annotation, cellular component: plasma membrane. Gene Ontology annotation, biological process: neuron projection development. Lineage: Eukaryota; Metazoa; Mollusca; Gastropoda; Lepetellida; Haliotidae. The transcript has 2 exons. Bases 1 to 2139 code for a protein of 712 amino acids. The record is from RefSeq and is a predicted model, not a curated record.